AUGUAUCAUUUACGUUACGAUAUACAGAUGUUACGGGAACGCCUCAAGGAUGCCGCUGCACCAGGCAUAUAUACUCUGACAAAGUACUGCCUGAGGUGCAAGAAUUUAUGGCUUCCCCAUGGUAAGGAGGCCGGCUGUGACGGAAUUGGCUUCUCAGCCAGCUUAGGGUGCCGUUAUUGCAUCUUUCUGCUCAACGCUCUGAAGCACUUCGACUGGAUGGAAGGCUUGCACUGUUAUUUCAAGCUCAGCGGGCGUAAAGGGCGCUAUUAUUUGACGUCCUGGGUUUUUCAUGUUCAGCUUGAGCUGUACACACCAAGGGGCCAUCCGCCAGCUUGGCACGGUAUCGCUCAAGACGCCAAUCCCCUUGACGCCGUUCUGAGCGGCUCGCCUCAGACAUCUGAAGCCUACGAGUUUAUUCGUUCCUGUCUUCGAGACUGCGACGCCAACCACCCAGAAUGCAAGAUAGCAGGUCAAGGACUACCCACUCGACUGUUAGACGUACAUCAUGAAGGCGCUCAGCAAGUGAGACUGGUCGAGACGGAGUCGCUUCCUGUGGGGCACAGCACGACCUACAUAGCCCUUAGCUACUGCUGGGGUGGACGGCAGAGUUUGACGCUGAAGUCCGAGAACCUGGAGGUCAUGAAGUUGGGUCUUAUGGUCUCCAGUCUGCCGCAGACGUUACAAGAUGCCAUCGCCGUCACCCGAGCGCUAGGCCAACAGUACCUAUGGGUAGACGCUUUGUGCAUUAUCCAAAAUUCUCCAAGCGAUUGGGAAGUGGAAUCGUCAAAAAUGGCCUCGGUAUACCGUGAUGCCUAUCUAACUAUUGCUGCUGCUACUGCCUCCGACGUUACUCACGGGUUUUUAUCUCGCAAUUAUCGGGAGUUAAACGCUUGGUACAAGGAGCCAUAUCACGAGGAAUGGAUCAAUCAGGAAGCUUGCUCGACCAUUUUAGGCGCCCGACGGAUACACGAAGGUCUUGGGCAUGCCGAUGAACAUCCCCGGGUUCCUGUGCUGCCCUGGAAUCUUCGCGGGUGGACGUUGCAGGAGCAAUUCCUCUCGAGAAGAUUGCUCAAAUAUCAUGCUUACGAGCUUCGCUGGGUUUGUCAAAACAAAUCGGCCUGCCAAUGUCGUUCGGACUUGAGUUGCAGGUUAUUGGCCAAAGACCCGAUGGAUUCGCCCACGUACAGAUUAGAAUCUGCCCAGCUGGCACAUGACUAUUGGCGCCAUAUUGUUAAUGACUAUACUGCCCGCGAGCUUACCGAUGCCCGUGACAAGCUACCCGCAAUUUCUGGUCUCGCGCAAGUCUUUCAGCAAGUCAUACAGUCUCCAUAUAUCGCAGGCAUUUGGGAAGACCGACUGUCUUUGGGUCUCUUAUGGAGGGCUUUCGACGCAAGAUAUGCUCCCGAGCUUUACAUAGCGCCUACCUUCUCUUGGGCGUCCAUAUCCUCGCGGGUUGAAACGAUGUUUGAGCCUGGGGACUACGGCGUACGUGAUAGAUGGGUCUCUCACACUGUGGUCGAAGAUACUUGCUCCAUUGCCGAUGGCAAAGAUCCACUGGGUCGGGUGAAAGGUGGCUGGAUCAAACUCCGUGGUUACAUCUUCAAAGCGGCUUUAAUCGACGACCCGAGGGGAGGUUUUGACUAUAGGUAUAAGGUCAAGACCAAAUUUCUUGGAAAAGAAAGAUUACGUCAAGACACCUGGCUAGAGGAAUUCCUAGCCACAAACGAACAUGGCGACGUGCAAAGAUCUGUUCGUCGAAUGCGCCAGCCCUCGGGCAUAACUACACACGACAAUGAGCCCCCAACAUCCGAAAUCAAGGACGGCGCUGUUGUAUAUUUGCUCCUGAUUGGAUAUGUAACUUACAACUUAAUCACUGUAUUUUACUUCAUGGGACUAGGGUUGUCAAGCGAUAAACCCGGGAUGUAUGAGAGACUGGGUCUUAUCUUAUAUUGUAAAUCCAAGAAGAAGUUUGAAAAAUUCAAGUCAGGUCUCAUCGCUGCAGCAGACGACCACAAGGUGGUUACCAUUGUUUGA
Molecule: messenger RNA, 2034 nt
Organism: Neurospora tetrasperma FGSC 2508
Lineage: Eukaryota; Fungi; Ascomycota; Sordariomycetes; Sordariales; Sordariaceae
Exons: 2
Coding region: 1-2034 (677 amino acids)
Source: RefSeq, a predicted model, not a curated record